AUGCAGAGGAUAGUGGAUCACGCCGUCGGGGUGGCCAAGGAGUCCGUCAAAGCCGCAUCCCGCGAGGCGUUUCACAACACGGCCAACUUCGUCAACUCGGCGUCAGCGCUGGUGCUGGCGUGUCUGCCCAACAAGUCGCCCAUCACGGAAGGGCUCCAUGGAUCCUGGGACCUCCGCCCCACCUUCCGCUCCCCGCGCCUCCCCGCCUGGAUGGCCCAAGGUGGGUCCUCUUUAAACGCCUUUCUGCACGAGUUCGUAGACACUAUAGACGAGUUCCACCUGGACUCCAGCUCCAACUACGAUGGGCAUGGGAAGAAACACCACCACCACCACCACCACCACCACCACCACCACCACAAUUAUCAGCAUCAGCAGCAGCAACAUCUGGGGAACCAUCAUCUGAAUCAACAGCAGCCGUUGGAUGUUGGAGAAAGGCCUCCCAGCACCAUAGAUCCUGCCAUUCGUCGCCAGAUGCCCCAUCCCCCGUCCUUCUCCUCCCUCGACCCCUCUGCACCACCCCAAACCCCCCUCUCCUCUUCGUACGAUCCAUCCACCCGACUGGGAGACGUGUUUGAAUACAUGACGCACCUCAACAUGAACCACCUCAAUGACUUCCGCAGGCACGGAGUUCUAGAGGAUUUACAACUAUUCUGGGAGCUGGUCAUUGAACGCUUCUUUGAUGCCGUGCGGUACCCCUAUGAGGCGAUCAAGGUGGUGACAGAGGACGGGUACGUGCUCACACUGGAGCGAAUCCCGAGGAAGGACUCUUCCAGGGUGGUGUUCCUGCAGCACGGCAUUCUCGACAGCUCCAUUGGGGUGGUGUUUCUGCAGCCUGGCAUUCUGGAUAGCUCCAUUGGGUGGGUGUCGAAUGGUGUGGUGGGAUCUCAAGCUUUUGCAGCCUACGACCAAGGCUUCGACGUGUUUCUGGGCAACAUGCGGGGCUAUGUCACCAGGCAGCACGUGGAUCUGCGCAUCUCUGCCAGCAGGUAUUGGCGCUACAGCGUGAACGAGCAUGGCAUGUGUGACAUCCGAGCCAUGAUUGACUGUAUCCAUCACACCAAGAUCCGUGACCUCGCCCCGCCUCCCCGCCCCUCUCUCGUCCCACCUCCUCCCUCACUCUCCCCUCCUACUCCUAAUCUCCCUUCGACUCAAAAGCCUUCAGCAGCACUAGACGCCCUGGGACUUGUCCACAGCGAUUCUUCACUCCUCCCAAGGCCUGCUGUACAUAGUAGCGGUUUCGAUACAGGUGGAGGAGCAGGAGGUGCUGAUACGCUGUAUCGGCACAAGCCUCAAACGGGUACGGGUGGUUCUGGGUGGACACCUGGCAGUCAGACGAUGCAGGAUGGCGUGAUGACGUGGCAGCCAGGCUGGCACGAGGUGCGGCCUGCUCCUGUGUCGCUGAUAGAUGCCCUGAGGGAGAGGAGAGAGGAGGAGAGGAUGGAAGAGGAGAGGAGGGAGGAAGAGAGAAGGGGAGAAGCAGUGAGGGGGAGAGGAGAUGGAGGGGGAGCGGAAAGCACGACUGCAACAGAAACGUCAGCAGCUGGAGCAGCAGAGGCCUCGGAACAAAAGCAGCAGCAGCAGCAGCAGCAGCAGCAGGGGCAGGGGCAGGGGCAGGGGCAGCAGCAGCAGCCACAGGGGGUGCCGUGGAGUGAGGAGCAGCCAUACCACCUGCAGGCAGUGGCGCACAGCCUGGGAGGGGCGGCUAUGAUGAUCUACCUCGUCACUCAGUUGAUCCGCAGGCAACCCCACCGACUUUCGCGCCUCAUCCUGCUCUCCCCCGCUGGUUACCACGAGAAGACCCCUCUCCUGUUUGACGUGAUGCUAUUCCUCAUGCCCUAUGUCGACUCGUGGCUCUUCCACUCAGUGCCAGCAGUCUACAUCCCCACCCAGGGCCUGCGACUGCUCUUCAACAAGCUCGCCCAGGACUUCCAGAAUCUUCCCGCGCUGAGGUGUUUGGUGCAGGUGCGUGUAUGGUGGAUCUAUGCGUGUGCCUGUGUAGGGUAG
Closterium sp. Yama58-4 is the source of this 2004-nucleotide messenger RNA. Lineage: Eukaryota; Viridiplantae; Streptophyta; Zygnematophyceae; Desmidiales; Closteriaceae. The record is from the annotation of a GenBank genome assembly.